ACUCAACUAUGAUAUGAAAGGGAUGGUGGUUUCAAGUGAGAGAUAUUGAAGCAUCUCAUUAUGGAUUUUGCCUUACAUUUGUUGCUCGAAAUUUCAAGUAUGUUUUGUGGAACAUCAAGCUUCAAACACAUCGAUGGGGACGACCCGCGCGCUCCGGUGGCUACCUCGCCGAAAGGAUCCAAGAAGAAGGCCGGUAACAAGAACCCCUACUCGACGAGGGGGCUCGACAAGUUCUCGGCCGUGCUAUUGGACCUCGAGUCCCAGAGGCAGAAGAUCAUGGCACGGGCCGGGUCGCAGGGCGUCGCGAUGGUGCAAUUCAUGUACAAGAGCACGAACGACUGGAUCCCCGUCGUCGUAAGGCUACGCAACCGACAGGACGAGGAGAGUAGAGUUUCAGGUGCCCAGAAGCUGGCGCCAGCCUCGCCAACCCUGGCUGGGGAUGGCGGUGCAGGCGAAGCUGCGGGAGGGGCGAAGGCGGUGGCGAAGGAGGAGCGGAAGGGAAACAAAGGCUUUGCAUGGGGAGGGUGGAGGGAGAGUCACAGUUGGAUGUUGGUGGUGGUGGUGAUGUUGGUGUGCAUUGUGGUGUUUGGUAGGGUUUUUGCUAUAUGUUGCACUAGUAUAUGUUGGUAUUUGGUGCCAAGUUUGAAGGGAGGGAGUGGGAUGAAUGAGAGAAGGUUUAAGAUGGGGAGGGAGCAGCAUGCAAGGAGGUUGAGUGAUAAGAGAUUGGGUGCAAAAAAGGUUGUGGGUGCUUCUUCUUUGGCCAACAAGAUGAAUAAUAUAGGGAGAAGGGCAUGAAAUUCAUAUGCAUAAUUGCAUGUGUAUCACUUUUGGAAUUGUUAAACUUUUGUUGUAUGAGAGGGGAAGAGAGGGUGAUGAGUGCUUAAAUAUGCCAUCCUUUUUCUUCUUCUUAUUUAGGGUUUGGUUUUGUUUUGUUUUGUUUACUUUACACCCUUUCUUGUUUCUUAUUAGCAUUGUUAUUAGUUAUGUAACUCAGCUUUAGCUUGCCCAUGUUGGGUUAC
Ananas comosus (pineapple) is the source of this 1019-nucleotide messenger RNA. RefSeq lists its product as uncharacterized. The record is from RefSeq and is a predicted model, not a curated record. The transcript is spliced from 2 exons. The coding region runs from base 61 to 795 and encodes 244 amino acids. Lineage: Eukaryota; Viridiplantae; Streptophyta; Magnoliopsida; Poales; Bromeliaceae.